UAAGUUGAGGAACUCUGUAUCUAUCUGAUUUUACUCAGGGUGCAGUGCGGGAACGGCCUAUCUUCAGUAAUUCGUUUCAAGUCCACCGUAUAUAGACCGGAUGGGCUGACACGGCCUGUACUCCAAGUUAUUCCCCUUUCCAGGCGCCUGGUUGCCGGAGCUUGUCGCUCCACUUAGAUUCGUAUCAAUGUCCGCCAAAGCUAUGGAGCCAACCCCGAAAUCGGCUGAGACUGUCGCCUGCGCACCUUCGCUUAGCCAAGGCACGGUCACCAGUAAAUGGCAAGAGACGGUUGCCGAACUGAAGUACACAUUCUUGACCAAGGAUGGGUGGAUUGGGGACUACGACUACCUAUAUCUUAUCACCCCUAACAUAUGGCCUUUGAACAAGAAAUACAAAGACUACAAGGCGCCGUUCUACGGUCUGAACGACAGAACCCCAGUCCUCCUCACCCUGUUGCUUGGCCUGCAGCAUGCCCUGACUAUGAUCGGUUCCAUUGUCUCGCCGCCUCUCGCCAUUGCUUCUGGAGCAUUCAACUUCGACUCGGCCGUGACGGAGUAUCUCGUAUCGACUGCGUUUAUCGCAACCGGCAUCGCGACGGCGCUUCAAGUCACACGCCUCCAUAUCAUGAAAACGCCGUUCUUCGUCGGUACGGGCUUGCUUUCCGUUGUUGGUCCAACCUUCGACAUCUUGCCCAUCGUUUUCAACUACGCUGCCCUUCGAUAUAACACCGGUUCUUGUCCGGUUCUUGAUGACGGCACCCAGGGCCCUUGCCCGGAUGCAUGGGGCGCGUGCUUAGGCACCAUGCUCUGCUGCGUCUGGAUCCAGAUCGCAAUGGCCUUUGUCCCACCCAAGAUGCUGAACAAAGUGUUUCCCAAGCUCAUUACCGGGAGCUUGCUUACCCUCGUCGGUAUCUACCUGGUCGGAAACGGGCUGCAGAACUGGGGUGGAAGCUCGAACUGUCAUGGCGGAGAAGGUUUCUACGCGCUUUGCCCAGACGUUUCUGCGCCGAAGCCGCUUGCAUGGGGUCAUCCGAAGCUGAUCGGUCUUGGUUUCAGCGUUUUCGCUACCAUCAUCCUUGUGGAAGCCAUCGGGGCGCCGCUUAUGCGCUCAGCCUCGGUCAUUAUCGGUCUCGCCGUGGGAUGCAUCAUCUCUGGCGCCACGGGGUACUGGUCAACAGAGCAGCUUCAACAAGCACCCGCCGGCACAUUUCUCUGGGUACAUACGUUCAACCUAUCGGUUGAUGGCGCUCUUGUGCUGCCGAUGAUCAUCAUGUUUGCCUGCCAGGCCGUGAGCUGUAUCCCGGACAUCCUCGCCACAGCUGAGCUUUCCGACGUCCCCAUAGAGGGCACAGAGUUCAAUAGCCGGAUCCAAGGUGGCAUUCUCUGCGACGGGCUGGGCAGCUUCUUCAGCGCACUGGCAACCGGUCCGCCCAUGGUUUCACAGGCCGGGAACAACGGCGUCAUUGUGCUCACGGGUUGCGCAUCUCGUCGCGCAGGCUGGGCAGCAAGUGGCUUCCUCGUACUCAUGGGCAUAAUCGCGAAACUCGGCGCUGUAUUCGCCUCCAUGCCACCUUCCGUCCUCGGUGGCAUGCAAGUCUUCCUCUACAGCACCAUCGCCGUGGCCGGUAUCCGCGUGCUGGCACUCAUCGCCUGGACGCGUCGCGAUCGCUUCAUUCUGGCCGUCGCGCUGGGCAUCGGAUUUAUGGACAUUUGCCAGCCGGAUUGGUUUGCCAGCAUUCUAGAUUACAGUGGGCCCAAUGUGAAUCUUGUAGGCUUUGAACAGGGGAUCAAUCUUGCGGUCGAGACGCCGUUUGUUAUUGCGGCGAUUGUGGGCGUGUUCUUGAAUGCGGUGUUGCCGCGGGAUAGGGGCGAGAUGCCGAGAGUGAAUAUGGGGUAUGGUGAUGAGCAUAAGCAUCCUGGUCUGGGACAGUAGCGGUGAGGGGCGUUAGUCAGCCAG
Trematosphaeria pertusa is the source of this 1957-nucleotide messenger RNA. Its product is annotated as purine permease. The transcript is spliced from 2 exons. Gene Ontology annotation, molecular function: xanthine transmembrane transporter activity. The coding region runs from base 188 to 1933 and encodes 581 amino acids. Gene Ontology annotation, biological process: xanthine transport; transmembrane transport. NCBI's taxonomy places the organism in Eukaryota, Fungi, Ascomycota, Dothideomycetes, Pleosporales, Trematosphaeriaceae. The record is from RefSeq and is a predicted model, not a curated record. Gene Ontology annotation, cellular component: fungal-type vacuole; membrane.